AUGGAGUCUCCUAAGCUGCCGGACUCCCCGGAGCCGAACGCUUUGCUGACGCCCCCCAAGCCUGCCACACUUGAAACUCGCCAGCAUCCCGCUCACCGUUGCCCGGCUUGUCACAAAGCCUUUGUUUCUGCAGCCGCCGUGCGCGAUCACCAUUGCCAAGCCGAGAGCAAGAGCCAGAAUUCCUGUCCCGUCUGCGGGAAAGUGUUCAAGUUCGCUUACUACCUAGCACGCCACCGUCUGACCCACGGCAGGCAAAAACCCUUCCGGUGCAAACUUUGCCAUAAAACCUUCAGCCGCUCGGCGCAUCUGGCCCGCCACAAAUGCCCCCAAGCCGCCAGUCAUUCUCCAGGGGGCACCGGCAGCUCCCAGCCCUUACAAGAGCCAGGGAAAUUCCUCCCGCAGCAGGAAGCGCACGAGAAUAAGGGAGCAGCAGCGCGGAUCUCGGCCUCCCCCAAUCAAAAGCGGGUGCUCCUGCAGGAAGAUUGGACUUUGCUGUGCCUCGCUUGCAACGAGGCGUUUGAGACGAAGGGCGAGCUGAAGGCCCACAAGUGUUUCAAAGAGGCGGCAGGCCAAGAUGACCCAGACGAUCCAGAAGGGCCCAAGCAGCACCAGUGCGGCGUGUGCCACAAGAACUUUGCCCGCCCGUGGUCGUUGUCGCGGCACUACGUGGUCCAUACCGGUGAGAAGCCCUUCUCUUGCCCUGAGUGUGGCAUGGCCUUCCGCCUCGCCUCCUACCUCAGGCAGCACAGCCGGAUGCACGCGGUCAGUGGGGACUGCCCUCUGCUCGGUCAGGCCGACCCCCAGGAAGCAGAAGCGGCGCCCCCCGUGGUCCCUUCCUCUCCCCCGGGGCCGCCCCCCAAGAAGGCCUACGAAUGCAGCGUGUGCUGUAAACCCUUCAAGAGCAAAUACGACCUGGCCACGCACUUCCUCAUCCACACGGGCGCCCUGCCUUUUCAAUGCGGCCGCUGCGGGAAACGCUUCCGCCGCCUCUCCCACCUCAAGCAGCACGAUGUGACCCACACGGCCGCCCGCCCCUUCCAGUGCGUCAUGUGCCAGAAAGAGUUCAAGCGCCUGGCUGACUUGGCUCGCCACCGGCAAGUCCACGAGGGAGACAAGCCACACCAGUGCGGGGUCUGCCACAAGUUUUUCUCCCGCUCCUACAGCCUCCUGAGACACCAGCGAGGCCACUUGCCAGAAAUGGCCGCCGUCACCCGUCCCGAAGACUACCUCAGCAGUUCCUGCUUCGACAGCCAGGAUCACUCGGCCUUCCUGACCCACCAGGAGGGGGAGGAUGAAGAUGAGGGGGAGGACGGGGUGGGAAGCUCCACGUAG
This is a messenger RNA of Gekko japonicus, 1332 nucleotides long. RefSeq names its product zinc finger protein 579 (gene ZNF579). The record is from RefSeq and is a predicted model, not a curated record. Bases 1 to 1332 code for a protein of 443 amino acids. The transcript has a single exon. NCBI's taxonomy places the organism in Eukaryota, Metazoa, Chordata, Lepidosauria, Squamata, Gekkonidae.